AAGGAAUAUUGUGGCCGCUUCGGUAAAUGACCGUAAACGCACGUGUUUGUCUCGUCACAAAGGUCUGGUGGAUACUGAAGUGCACCAGACAGGCGUUGCGUUUUUUGACUCAAGUGGAGUGCGGGUGGGCCGCCCUGACUCAACCGCUGCAAAGGCGCCCUUUGCGCGCGCUCCUGCACUUCCCACUCCAACCCAGAAAGACCGUUAGUCCCCCUCCAGCUCAAUCUCCGAGGACGCCUUCAGUCCCUGGAGACGAGCUUCAUACGUCCAUUUGAUUGGGCCACAACACGAAUCCGCGCCACGAACCGGGAGAAUGUGGCCUUAAAUGACCCGAGGAAUCGCGCAAACAGAAAAUGGAGAGAUGAAGAUGCACGGUGAGAGAAGCGUGUUUGCUGCCGCGUUUCACAGGGGAGGGAGGAUCCCACGUCACGUUGACAAGUUGCUGGAGGAUAAAGUGCCCAGAAGCAGCAGUCCGGUCACUAUUUAUGUGGAGCUGCCCUGCAAUAUUGAGCAAGGUUUACGCAUCUUUACAAGCACCACUUUGCUCUCGAUGCGCUCAAAUAAACAAAUAAUGACUCGUGGUUAUUCCCUUUUUAAAGCCUUUCCAACAAUUUCAUGGGAUGAUUUAGAAGAUUGCACCAGAAAAGAGAGCGACUCACUCAGCUCACAGGUAAAUGGAUGUGAUGGAGGUGAGCGAGACUUUGGGGACUUUGCACUGGAUUUCAUGGCAGAUUCCCCGGCCACUCUCGAGAGCAGCCUGUCCCCUGCAGAGCUGGUCCCCUUUCAGGGCUGCGACAUACCUCCGCUCACCCCUCAGCAUAUCUUCUCUCCAGACGAAGGCUUCAUGCUUCCCAAUUCCUCCUGCACACAUGACCAGGAUGCUUUACUAUGGACAAGUUUCAGUUCAUGUCAAGCCCGGAUGGGAUGUGCUAUGGAGGCCAAUAACCAGGUGCCUGAGACUUUUCGCAAAAGACAAAGUGACCCAUCUGAGGAGAGGAACCUACACCUGAGGCAGCUUGCAUGCCAAGCAAAGCUUCUCGCGUCUGUGCUGGAGAAACUAAUGGCAGACAGGGAGCCAGAUACCAGCGAACCGGCAAGGCCUUGCGGCGAUAAAUCCACAAGUCCCCGCAAGAGGCAGCGACUGGACGACGGCUGGGGGUCCCCUGACUUAGUGGAGGAGAUCUUGAAAGACGUCAGCAAGCGCUGCGAUGCCGUGUUGCACACGAAUGCCCGCGGGAGCGUGCCACGAUGGGACAAAGACACGAUCCCCAUGUACGGGUCAUUCUCUGGCCUGCAGACCUCCAUAUGCAAGGACGGCAGCAGCAAUGCAGAAGAGGAUGCAUCGUCUUUCUGCACUUCUGUUAAAGAGCACGACACAAUAAGAACACGCGUGUUCCCUCAGGGCCGGGCUUUCACCUCGGGCACCCAUUAUGGUGGGUUUCGCUUCCGCUGGGUUCCCAACCUCAAUUGAGAACCCCAGAAAAAAAUUAAAAUAAAUCACAACUGUAAAGGAAGUGUGGGUGGGCAAAUAAUGUUAAUGCUUAACUUGUAAUCUGCAGUGAUAGUGGUAAAUGAUUACAUGAUGUCUUCCUCAGGUAGCUUGUAGGCUAAUCAGUCAGAGGACACAACACUGCCCGGCUAUUUGUUAGCAUUGCGAUGCUGUUUACAUGCCUGCAAAUGUAAUUAUCUCAAGCCAAACACUAUCCCUUUGUCAAUGUUUACUUGCCUUUUUUAAAUGUUAUUUUGCAGUUUGGAUCAUCCACUUAAACACUGGAUGGGACUAUUUUGUGAAACGAGGGACUUCACGUAAAUAAAUGAUUUGUGUGCUAACUUUGCUUGUUUGAGCAGUGAAACAAAUGUAACCUGGUGACCUCUGAGGUGCACGGGCUUCCUUUCCUUUUGUCCCUCGGUCUUCUGGGAUGACUGUGUGGUCUGGGAAAGGCC
Messenger RNA from Hippocampus zosterae (dwarf seahorse), 1944 nucleotides. RefSeq names its product multicilin. Lineage: Eukaryota; Metazoa; Chordata; Actinopteri; Syngnathiformes; Syngnathidae. Gene Ontology annotation, cellular component: nucleus. The record is from RefSeq and is a predicted model, not a curated record. The transcript is spliced from 6 exons. Bases 326 to 1471 code for a protein of 381 amino acids. Gene Ontology annotation, biological process: negative regulation of DNA replication; negative regulation of cell cycle.